UCUCCUGAACUUGAUCACACAUUUGCUUCCGGCCUCGAGAUCAUGGAGCUCUACAGGCAUGUGUCGCACACGACACAGGAAGCCCUUGCGCUUCCGCCAAAGUAUCUACGCAUGUAUGGGGACUUUGUGACGAAGAAUGCCAGUGCCGUCAGCCAGAUCGAGGGUGCAUUGCGGUCAUUGACCUAUAUCCUACCAGGUCGGUUUCGCGACACGGAGAUUGCCUCUGAAUCUUUACACUCGAGCGUACAACUGCUUUCGAUAUACCAUGACUCCCUACUCGCUCGCGCCGUGCAGCGUCUACCUGCUUUGCAACGUCCUCAUUCGUCACCACAUACUCGCUAUACCAGGUUCUGGUCGCAAAAGUCACCGGCGUAUAAACGACUCGCCAUGCUUUUGCAAGUAGUGCAAUACACCGAGCUACUAUGUGAGAUGGCAGCAAAGAGGAGGGGAGAGAGGGCGAGGUGGAGGGCAGUUGUCAUCCUUGAGAGCAUCAAGGCUAUGUGCAGAUUACUGCUCAUGCGUUUGACCAACUCUCGCCCCUUGUUGAACCCGCCCUUGCCGGAACGCGAGGCAGACCCAAGCACAUUGGAAGAGAAAGACUCUAGUGGUCUCGAAUCACCACCAUCAGAGAAAUCCGAGGACACUCAGUGGACAAUGCCUAGGACUGGUCUUUCGCUACCUACACUGCCAUCAUCGUCUGACAUAUCCGGCUAUCUGCUUUCUAAAGCUCUGACCGCGGACGACAUCAAACCGCCAAAGGCCCUGUUACAUCGCGUCAACGGAAUGGGAGAACUGGCAGAGGUCCUCUACAUCCUACGACCAGUCAUCUAUGCUGCCGCGAUGCAUUACUGGGCCACCAAGAACAAGAAGAGCUGGCAGCCUUGGGUAUUGGGAGUCACGAUAGAAUACGGUGCCCGCCAGCUGGCAAAGAAGGAUCUCCAAGAAAGGAGAGCUGGCGGAUUACGGGCGUUGACCGCACUCGAAAAGGAGGAACUGAAGAGAAGAGGCUGGAGCCUUGGGUGGUGGCUCAUGAGAGGUGCAUUCUACGAGACCUUUACGAAAGCGUGGAUCCAUUCGGUGACAAACAAGCUCCGAAACAAACCCCUGCUUGACAUGGCUGGUGGUAUUAUUGAAGAUUAUGAGUUCCUAUGGGACCAGUACUAUUUCCCUACAGCGACAUUGUAAUCGGGAAAUGAAGGCUGGCAGGAGCGUUUGAGACGUUAUGAGGAGUUUGUUUGAAGGUUAUCUGGAGGCUAGGUAUCUGGGGGUUAUCAUGGCGUUGCGGUGCAGCAUUGAAAAACAGAUGAUACGGAUACCCAUCACUCGUCGGACAGAGUCGUGUGAUUGUACUAAAGAUUGUGUCAUUCAGCUUCAUGCUGGCUCACUCG
Messenger RNA from Aureobasidium pullulans EXF-150, 1388 nucleotides. RefSeq names its product peroxisomal membrane protein pex16. The record is from RefSeq and is a predicted model, not a curated record. Lineage: Eukaryota; Fungi; Ascomycota; Dothideomycetes; Dothideales; Saccotheciaceae. The transcript has 4 exons. The coding region runs from base 43 to 1185 and encodes 380 amino acids. Gene Ontology annotation, biological process: peroxisome organization. Gene Ontology annotation, cellular component: peroxisomal membrane.